CACGCUCAUCAUCCGGCACCGCCAUUGUAUGCAACGUCAAAGGGAUUAUUCAACAUCAGCUGGGCAAGAUGCAUGUGAUAGUUGAUCAACGAAAUGCUGAUCAUACGUGAUCCUUUACAACAACUGCCUCCUACCACCUGGGGCUGCUGCCUGUGGGGCGAAACCCCGGCCAGAGGUCAGCUCUCCACCUGCGAAACCUGCGAGCAUCAUCACCACAAGAUGUCGUGAGAUUGAGUUCCACGAUGUGGAGCAAAACACAUGGCAAUAUCCAGAUGGGGAGAUUCCCUCUUUCUGUGGCGCAGUCGGAUCGACCGCCCGCCCUACGAGCCACGAAAAGCACCCUCGUCGCUCCAGGCUUCAGUCACGCCAAGAAGCUGACGCCACGACCUGGGGCUCCGGAAUCUCACCUCAUGCAAAGGAUUCGCUGCAGCCACUCUGGAUAUAGAGCGCAGCAGUACACAGUCCGAUGGAAAACCACGAGUCCGAGCGCACGGCUGCUCCCUCACGAUACCUGCGCCUUGCCCUGAAUUAUUUCAUAAAAGCCAGUCAUCACUCGAUGUUCACUUAUGUCAAUGGCAUCUCAAGUGACCUCCAUUUGCAGAUAUCAAAAACAUCAGAAGCUUGUCCGUUUUGCGAGGAACAAACUCUCUUUUUCAAUAACAACAUCUCUGGACUCCAUUUUUGAGAAAAUUUAAUUGAGCAACCAUGGCAGCCAAGCUUUCUUUGUUGUCGCUUUGCGCCAUCUUGGCCACGGCACCUAUUGGCUCCUGUCAAGUUUCAGAAGAGAUCAUGUCCGAGACCGACAGUGUUGGAUAUUUUGAGAUCCUCAGCGAACCAAUCGACGCCAAAGACGACGCAAAUGCCACGGGCAUCAUAAACCUCGAUGGGUACAAUUUGACCAUCGCGGUGGUAGCCGACCUCCCCAUUCCGAACUCCACAAACACCACCAUGGCUACUGUCAUCUCUCUCGAGAUGGAACCGGCUCUCACCAACCUCACAACCUGCAUCAGCGUAUUCCAGAGCCUCUCAGCCAACACGACCGCCGCAGCAAUUGGUCUCGAAUCCCAGGAUGGGUAUGGCUGUGGCUCAAUCUUGACGGACGAGUGCGUCUCGGACUUCGAAUUGGCGGUCAGUCAGACCAUCGUGGAGGACUGCAGCAACUCAAUGCCAUCCAUCCCAGACAGCUGCAGGGAUCAGUUUGGCGAUGUUACUGUCAACAGUGCGCUUUCUAUUGAAUCUGCGGAUGAGCAGAUCAUCUGGCAGGACGGCUCAAUACCCGCCCCUCCAGGCAAUGAGACCCUGUGGUUGGCGGCCGCCACCAACAUAUGGCCCGUCUUCGUCACUCCCGUCAUGGUUGGGAACAAUGGGUCAACGUUCACGGCUGUGACCUCCCUCAGCUGCCUCCGACCGGACACUUUCAAGGAGGGGACGGUGAGGCCAUCUGCAGCGCCGAACGGGACUGAGUCUGGCGGUGCUGGCCCGACCGGAACAGGGACUACUGCUGGCGCGACGCCCUCUCCCACCAAUGCUGCAUCGCAAGCUGGUCUCACGGCUGCGGCUGUUGUACUUGGGCUUAUCUUCAAUGCGGCCAUGCUGUUCAUGUGAAGAGGCGGACCUCCACAGUCAUUUAAAUAACCAUUCCUGUCCAAAUAUUGCUUCAUUCUGUCUCACCACUGCUUGUUCAUGCUGUCAACACUAAACAAUCCACCCUUGUCGUCGUCCCUUUAUCACGC
This is a messenger RNA of Diaporthe batatas, 1733 nucleotides long. RefSeq lists its product as uncharacterized. Bases 706 to 1605 code for a protein of 299 amino acids. The record is from RefSeq and is a predicted model, not a curated record. The transcript has 2 exons. NCBI's taxonomy places the organism in Eukaryota, Fungi, Ascomycota, Sordariomycetes, Diaporthales, Diaporthaceae.